Molecule: messenger RNA, 5574 nt
Organism: Parnassius mnemosyne (clouded apollo)
Lineage: Eukaryota; Metazoa; Arthropoda; Insecta; Lepidoptera; Papilionidae
Source: the annotation of a GenBank genome assembly
AUGGGCGGCGCGCAUCAGCCCGCUGCUCCGGGGCCCAGCUCGCUCUUUAUAUUCUCCGACGAAAAUCCUAUACGGAGGUAUACAAAAUUCAUCAUCGAGUGGCCACCCUUCGAGUACGCGGUGCUGCUUACCAUCAUCGCCAACUGCGUGGUGCUGGCGCUGGAGGAGCAUCUACCCAACGGCGAUAAGACCAUCUUAGCACAGAAUCUGGAAAAGACCGAGGCGUACUUUCUAGGAAUAUUUUGCGUAGAAGCCUCGUUAAAAAUAUUAGCCUUAGGUUUUGUUUUACACAGGGGAUCGUAUCUUAGAAACGUUUGGAACAUAAUGGAUUUUUUCGUUGUAGUAACUGGUAUCAUCACGCAGCUGCCCGCGGUCGCGCCCGAAGUCGACUUCAGGACCUUGCGUGCCAUUAGGGUGCUGAGGCCCCUUAAAUUAGUAUCGGGCGUUCCUAGUUUGCAAGUUGUAUUGAAGUCCAUCAUCAAGGCGAUGGCCCCGUUGCUUCAGAUCGGCCUCUUGGUGCUUUUUGCGAUCGUUAUAUUCGCCAUAAUUGGCCUCGAAUUUUAUUCCGGGGCGCUUCAUAAGACUUGUUAUAGUUUAGAAGAUAUUAAUGAAAUAGUGAAUGAAGGCGAGAAUCCAACGCCGUGCAAUGCCGACAACGAAACAGUGGCACCUCCAGGCGCAAACGUAUGCGCGUCAGACAAGAGUACAUGUCUAGAAAAGUGGGAAGGGCCGAAUCGUGGCAUCACGUCGUUCGAUAACAUCGGCUUCGCUAUGCUCACCGUCUUCCAAUGCAUUACCAUGGAGGGCUGGACAUCCAUCCUCUACUGGACAAAUGAUGCAUUAGGUAGUAUGUUCAACUGGAUAUACUUUGUACCUCUCAUAGUAUUGGGUUCAUUCUUCAUGCUCAACUUAGUUCUCGGUGUCCUUAGCGGUGAAUUUGCUAAAGAAAGAGAGAAAGUAGAAAAUAGGCAAGAAUUUCUUAAAUUAAGAAGACAGCAGCAAUUAGAAAGAGAACUCAAUGGUUAUGUUGAGUGGAUUUGUAAAGCAGAGGAAGUUAUAUUAGCCGAAGAAAGGACUACAGAAGAAGAAAAAAUGCACAUAAUAGAAGCGCGAAGAAGAGCGGCAGCCAAGAAAAAAUUGAAAAAUCUUGGUAAAAGUAAAAGUACAGAUACAGAAGAGGAGGAACAGGAUGAAGAUUGUGGUGAUGACGGUUUUCUGAAAAGCAAAGCUCGUUCCGCCGGCAAAUGUGCAGACUUUUGGCGGGCAGAGAAGAGAUUUCGAUUUUGGAUCAGACACACCGUGAAAACACAAUGGUUCUACUGGUUCGUUAUAGUUCUGGUACUCUUCAAUACAAUAUGUGUUGCAGUUGAACAUUACGGUCAACCCCCGUGGCUGACUUCGUUUUUAUAUUAUGCUGAAUUUGUUUUUCUUGGGCUAUUUAUGAUGGAAAUGUGGGUAAAAAUGUAUGCGUUAGGCCCACGAAUAUAUUUUGAAUCAUCGUUUAAUCGUUUUGAUUGCGUUGUAAUAUCCGGUUCCAUUUUCGAAGUAGUAUGGUCGGAAGUUAAAGGCGGAUCUUUUGGUCUUUCUGUUCUUAGAGCGUUAAGAUUGUUAAGAAUUUUCAAGGUUACAAAAUACUGGUCUUCGCUGCGCAACCUCGUAAUAUCCCUCCUCAACUCUAUGAGAUCUAUCAUUUCAUUGCUGUUCCUUCUAUUCUUGUUUAUACUCAUCUUUGCGCUACUUGGUAUGCAAUUAUUCGGGGGGCAAUUUAACUUCGAAGAUGGCACACCACCGACCAAUUUCAACACUUUUCCUAUUGCUCUACUUACCGUAUUCCAGAUCCUAACAGGUGAAGAUUGGAAUGAAGUAAUGUACUGCGGUAUACAAUCGCAGGGUGGCACACAAGCAGGAAUGCUCUAUUCUUUGUACUUUGUCAUACUUGUACUGUUUGGCAACUACACACUACUGAACGUGUUUCUUGCCAUCGCGGUGGACAAUUUGGCAAAUGCACAGGAGCUAACAGCAGCAGAAGAAGAGCAAGUGGAAGAGGAUAAAGAAAAACAGCUACAAGAAUUGGAGAAAGAGAUGGGUGCAUUACACGCGGUGGAUGGAACUCCACCUCGAGUAGACAUAAGUCCUACAUCAGCGGCAAGUAGGAAGAACAAAAAGAAAGAAGAGGCCAAAAAGGAAGAAGAAGAGAUACCAGAUGGACCAAAACCAAUGCUGCCAUAUUCGUCCAUGUUUAUUUUAUCACCAACUAAUCCAAUUAGGCGAGGCGCACACUGGGUUGUAAAUUUAAGAUAUUUUGAUGUUUUUAUCAUGUUAGUUAUAUGUAUGAGUUCAAUGGCUUUAGCGGCAGAAGAUCCAGUAGUUGAAGAAAGUGAAAGAAACAAAAUCCUUAACUACUUUGACUAUGCGUUCACGGGAGUGUUUACCGUGGAGAUGCUGCUGAAAAUCGUCGACCUCGGCAUUCUAUUCCAUCCGGGCGCUUACUUGCGCGACUUGUGGAAUAUCAUGGACGCUGCCGUCGUAAUCUGCGCGCUUGUCAGCUUCGGUUUUGAAAUCGGAGGUGUGAAGAAAGGAGCCGGUCAGAAUUUGUCUACAAUAAAAUCAUUAAGAGUGUUAAGAGUGCUUAGACCAUUAAAGACUAUAAAGCGUGUUCCAAAAUUAAAAGCAGUGUUUGACUGUGUCGUGAACUCUUUGAAAAAUGUCAUUAACAUUCUCAUAGUGUACAUAUUGUUUCAAUUCAUAUUCGCUGUAAUUGCAGUUCAACUUUUUAAUGGUAAAUUUUUUAAUUGCAACGAUAUCAGUAAGAAUACUCUUCAAGACUGCCAAGGGUCGUAUUUUGUCUACGAAGCGAACAGUCUGCUACCGCGAGUAGUCAAACGGAAGUGGGAUACACAAUCCUUCCAUUAUGACAACGUGGCGUCAGCGAUGCUAACGCUUUUUGCAGUACAGACUGGAGAAGGAUGGCCACAAGUGUUGCAAAACUCAAUGGCGGCAACGUAUGAAGACAGGGGACCCAUACAAAAUUUUCGAAUAGAAAUGUCCAUAUUUUAUAUAGUUUACUUUGUGGUGUUUCCGUUUUUCUUUGUUAACAUAUUCGUAGCCCUUAUAAUUAUUACAUUUCAAGAGCAGGGUGAAGCUGAAUUACAGGAUGGUGAAAUUGAUAAAAAUCAGAAAUCUUGUAUUGAUUUCACGAUAGAAGCUCGACCUCUUGAGAGGUAUAUGCCAAGCAAAAGAGGGAGUUUUAAGUACAAAGUGUGGAGAGUAGUCGUCUCUACGCCCUUCGAGUACUUCAUCAUGACCCUAAUCGUCCUUAAUACUUUGUUACUCAUGAUGAAGUACUAUAAACAAAAUGACCUCUAUGCUGAUAUCCUCAAGUAUUCGAAUAUGGGGUUUACUGGAAUGUUUUCCGUGGAAACGGUGUUGAAAAUCAUCGCUUACGGUGUCAAAAAUUUUUUCAAAGAUCCAUGGAACAUUUUUGAUUUCAUAACGGUCAUUGGAAGUAUUAUUGACGCUCUUAUUAUGGAGUUUGGCGAGAACACAUUCAACGUUGGAUUCCUCCGCCUGUUUCGAGCCGCGCGACUGAUCAAGCUGCUGAGACAAGGCUAUACAAUUCGGAUACUUUUAUGGACAUUCGUGCAGAGUUUUAAAGCCUUACCCUACGUGUGCCUUCUCAUCGCGAUGCUAUUCUUCAUAUAUGCUAUUAUCGGAAUGCAGGUGUUUGGCAAUAUAGAAAAUGCGCCUGAAACAGCCAUGAACCGGCAUAACAAUUUUCAAAGCUUCAUUCAAGCACUUAUGUUAUUAUUCAGAUGUGCGACGGGAGAAUCUUGGCCAAACAUUAUGUUGGAUUGUCUGAAGCCGGCAAAAUGUGACGAGAAAGCUGGCAAGCCGCCCCAGGAAGAAUGUGGAAGCACACUAGCCUACGCAUAUUUCGUUUCUUUUAUAUUCUUCUGUUCCUUUCUUAUGUUAAAUUUAUUCGUUGCUGUCAUUAUGGAUAAUUUUGACUAUUUGACAAGAGACUCGUCCAUUCUUGGGGCGCAUCAUCUCGAUGAAUUUGUUAGAAUAUGGGCUGAAUACGACCCAAAUGCUACAGGGAAAAUCCAUUAUACAGAAAUGUACGAUAUGUUAAAGAAUAUGGAUCCGCCCUUGGGGUUUGGUAAUAAAUGCCCAAAUAGAUUAGCGUAUAAAAAAUUAAUAAGAAUGAACAUGCCACUAGAUGAAGAAGGAAAAGUGAAUUUCACAACAACUCUUUUUGCCUUAAUUCGUGAAAAUCUUAACAUAAAGAUGAGAUCUGCUGAAGAGAUGGAUCAAGCUGAUCAGGAGUUAAGACAAACUAUAACACAAAUAUGGCCUCUCCAAGCGAAGAAGAUGCUAGACUUGCUGGUGCCUCGUAAUGAUGUUCUUAACGCAGGAAAACUGACAGUCGGGAAGAUCUACGCAGGACUGCUUAUUCUAGAGAGUUGGAGAUCGACUAGGUUUGGUCAGACAGAACCACAGGGUGUUCCGGCAUUCAGCGAGAAUAGCCCUACGGCCAAUCAGCCGAAGGCGUCCUUCUUUAACUGCCUGCUGGAUGUGGCUGCGGGACUCGGACCCGGAUCGCGAACAGGUUCUCUGAGUCAAGAAGGUCCUCUUAUCACAACCGCGGAGGGACAUCCGGAAGAUCCACAUACUUUAGCCAACUUCGCAAGACGCAGUACCAGAAAAUCAUUCAAGAACAAUAAAAAGGUUUUGGAGCUACAAGAUGUUGCAUCUCAUCACGCAUCUUUAGAAUCUUUAGACGAAGCCAGACUACAACCACCAACACAUGUUUACCAAAAUGGUCACCACGGGAGAUCUUCUAGUUUAAGACGGACUCCAAGUCCCCGACGGCGUGGCCAAUAUGGAGGCUAUCAACACGAUAUUGGUUUCUCCGACACAGUUAAUAAUGUUGUCGAGAUAGUCAAACAUGAACACCAACGACAUGGGCGAACUCAUCGAGCGCCUCACCACUAUCAUCCUCAUGGGAAGGAGUGGAGGGCGCCGUAUCCUACGACCAGCCUGAGCCUGCCCUCGCGGUCACCCAGCCCGCCACAUCACACCUACGUUUGGGCACCUAUAGUUGGCGAUCGGGACCGGGAGCGCGAGUGGAGAGAAUGGCGGGAGCGGUCUUGGGAACGAGAGGGACAGAGACGAGGCCGCGGUCGCCAGCUACCUCCAACGCCUACCAAGCCGUCCACAUUACAAGUCAAACAGCAACCACCAUUCACAAGAAUAAGCCACAGCCCCUCCCACUUAUCGUUAAGGCAUACAGUACGAGAACCUGUAGAGCCUCUGCACGAUGAGUAUGAGUAUGGCCGGGAAGUUGAAAGACUGAUACACCGAGAUUAUAGAUCUAGAGAAAGACGUGGUAGGGGCUACGAAUCGGAGCGCGGACGUGCCUACGAAGCGCCGCUGUCGUACGAGGCGGCGCUGGCGAUGGGUCGGGCGGGGGGAGCGCGGACGCUGCCGUCGCCGGUGCCGGCGCCGCGGCUUCCCAACGGGUACAAGCCGCGCGCGCGCCACUCGGACUCAGACGAGGACGACUGGUGCUAG